Molecule: messenger RNA, 2147 nt
Organism: Musca domestica (house fly)
Lineage: Eukaryota; Metazoa; Arthropoda; Insecta; Diptera; Muscidae
Product: sodium-dependent nutrient amino acid transporter 1
Exons: 8
Coding region: 194-2083 (629 amino acids)
Biological process (GO): sodium ion transmembrane transport
Cellular component (GO): membrane
Molecular function (GO): L-amino acid transmembrane transporter activity
Source: RefSeq, a predicted model, not a curated record
AAUUUUAUUCCAGCUCUCCAUUCGCAUCGACACCGCCUGUCAGUUGACAGCGAAUUCUUAAAACUGUUACUAGUCGGGGAAGUUAAUAAAACUAAAAAGUAUUGAAAAACAAGUGUCUGGGAAGUGUUUGUUUUUUACAACAUCGAGUUGGUUGGCUAUUGUUCCUGGAUUCUGCGAAAAAAAAAAAAACAAAAUGAGUAAUCACAACGAAGGAAUCGACAAUUUGGGUUUCAAAUUUUCAUCCAGUGAUUUGGAGAAUUGUGAAAAUCCCAAUUCAAAUAAAGUUACCCCACAAAAUGAUGUCGAGAAUAAUACAGAGACGACAACAGCAAAACGUGAUAACUGGGGCAAUGACAUUGAAUUCCUAAUGUCCUGCAUAGCUCUCUCCGUGGGCCUGGGUAAUGUGUGGCGAUUUCCCUUUAUUGCCCUGGAAAAUGGCGGCGGAGCCUUCCUGAUACCCUACAUUAUAACACUGCUGCUGGUCGGCAGGCCCAUUUAUUAUUUGGAAAUGAUUUUGGGGCAAUUUUCCAGUCGAGGAAGUGUGAAGGUCUUUGAAUACGCACCAAUUAUGAAGGGCAUUGGUUAUGGCCAAGCCAUACUGACAUUUUUCAUUGCCACCUACUAUUCAUCGCUGAUGGCUUUGACGUUACAUUAUCUGGUGGAUUCAUUCUAUCCCACAUUACCGUGGAGUUAUUGCCGCGAAGAAUGGGGUGAUCAGUGCAUAGAUUCAAAAAUCAAAACGGAUGGAACUUUGAGGGAGGUUGCCAACUUUACUGGUGGCGUAAAAAAAACUUCGGCGGAAUUUUAUUUUGUAAAUAUAGUUCUUCAUGAAAAAGCCAACAUAGAUGAUGGUAUUGGAACUCCCAACUGGAGACUGGCCAUAACUUUGGCCGUGUCAUGGCUGGUAAUAGGUGGUAUCAUCAUUAAGGGCAUCAAAAGUUCCGGCAAAGCUUCCUAUUUUCUGGCCAUAUUUCCCUAUGUUAUUAUGUUGGUAUUGCUGGUCCGUUCCCUCACGCUGCCUGGGGCCUUUGAUGGCGUUCUGUUUUUCCUCACCCCACAAUGGGAUCGUCUGCUGGAUGCCAAGGUGUGGUAUGCUGCUGUUACCCAGGUUUUCUUUUCCCUCACCGUAUGCUAUGGCAUUAUUCUGAUGUAUGCCUCAUUUAAUCGUUUCCGCCAAAAUAUCUACAGAGAUUGUAAUAUAGUGACAUCGUUAGACACGUGCACCUCUCUGUUGUCGGGCAUUGUUAUUUUUGGCAUUUUGGGAAAUUUGGCCCAUGUUUCGAAUAAUCCCGAUAUUAAGAGUGUGGUUAAGUCGGGGCCGGGAUUGGCUUUUAUUUCAUAUCCAGAUGCGAUUGCUAAAUUUGAGGCGGUACCACAGAUUUUCUCCGCCCUCUUCUUCCUCAUGAUGUUCAUUUUGGGAGUGGGCAGUAAUGUGGGCGUCAUUUCAAGUGUAAUAACUGUCAUCUGUGAUGGUUUUCCUGCCAUUAAACGCUGGAUUGUGGUUUGUGUCAUGGUGGUGAUUUGCUACUGCUUCGGCCUGAUGUACAUCACACCCGGAGGCCAAUUUAUUAUGAAUUAUAUUGAUUUCUAUGCCGUCACUUUGGUUGCCAUCGUAUUGGGAAUUUUCGAAUUGAUUGCAGCCAGUUGGAUUUAUGGAGUGAAAAACAUUUGCCGUGACAUCAAAUUUAUGCUGAAAAUUAAGACCUCCAUAUACUAUCGGAUUUGCUGGGGCAUUGUUACGCCAGUAUUCAUGACAGCCGUAUUAAUUUAUAUGCUGGUGGACUAUGAACCACUCAAAUACAAUGAUACACUAUAUCCCGAGAGUCUCUAUGCUCUGGGUUGGUGUAUAUCUGCCGUUGGCAUUGGACAACUCUUAAUAUGGGGCUUUUAUACCGCCUACACUGCUCCCCAGUUUAGCUGUGGGCAACGUUUCAAAGUUGCAUUUAAACCUACCUCACAAUGGGGACCCCUUGAUCCGACAACGCUCAAGGAAUACAAAGAAUAUUGUAAUGACUGCGAACAGUCUUGUGGGGUUGCGAGAAAGGGUCUUUGGUAUAGAUUUUAUGAUAAUAUUUUCGGUUAGCAGUUAUUGUUUUUUAUAGGAAAUGAAUCUUAUAACUUAAUGUGAUGAGUAUUAGAAAUAAAAG